Messenger RNA from Aspergillus homomorphus CBS 101889, 1188 nucleotides. Its product is annotated as putative cell division protein kinase (Ctk1). NCBI's taxonomy places the organism in Eukaryota, Fungi, Ascomycota, Eurotiomycetes, Eurotiales, Aspergillaceae. The record is from RefSeq and is a predicted model, not a curated record. The transcript has 5 exons. Gene Ontology annotation, cellular component: cytoplasm; nucleus. The coding region runs from base 1 to 1188 and encodes 395 amino acids. Gene Ontology annotation, molecular function: ATP binding; cyclin-dependent protein serine/threonine kinase activity. Gene Ontology annotation, biological process: protein phosphorylation.
AUGGCUGUUUCGGACUGGAAGAGGGCGCUGGGUUUCUCGGAUAGACUAACAGCAAUUCAGUCACUUACUACCGCCUACCAACGAGGCUCAUCCUCUGCUGCAUUCGCUGAGGCUCAGUCCCAGGCGAGGAGAUGUGAAAACGAAGCUUAUGAUCAAGCUACCUCACGAGAAGAAUAUGAUAAGCUUUGCCAGGAAGCCAUCGAUGCAGCAGAGGCCAUUGAAUCUGUCACUGUUGUCGAUAACUGUCUUGAUAAUUUUCUCUAUGAGCCAAACAAGUCUACUCCGGGCAAAGGCGAGGUGAUUGGUCCAUAUCAAUCGUGCUUUCAUCACUUCGACGGUCUUCAUUCGACUGUCUACAAAUCGCGGCGGGCAGACAACACCGUCGUCGCGCUUAAGGUUCUCGUACCACAUCUGUUGGUCCAACCACACAACGCUACACGUGAGGUGGAGCUGCUGCGAGAAGCAGCUCAUCCUCAUGUGGUUCAGUUGAUAGAAACACUCAAAUUAGACGGAGGACGCCUGGUUUUAGUUUUCCCCUUCAUGAAGCACGAUUUCGAACAGCUGCUCCGUCGGGGUGCAUUAACGGCAACGCAGACAAAAUCUCAUCUGGGAGACAUGUUCCGUGCAUUGGGACAUUGUCAUCAGCUGGGAAUUAUACAUCGGGAUAUCAAGCCAUCCAAUAUUUUGAUGAACUCACCCGAUGGACCUGCCUACCUGGCAGACUUCGGCAUUGCUUGGCAAAAGGGGAGCAAGGGCUCGGAGCCAGCCGAAAAAAAGAUCACCGAUGUGGGGACCACCUGUUAUCGGCCACCGGAGAUUCUUUUUGGCUACACGGGGUACGGAAACACUCUUGAUCUUUGGGCAGCUGGAUGUGUCGUGGCCGAGGCUCUGUCAGUAGGUCAUCAUCAGUUAUUCGACUCCGGGCCUGUUGGAAGUGAUCUGUCACUUAUUCAGUCUAUUUUCGUCACUUUGGGCACGCCAGAUGAGGAUACUUGGCCUGAAACCAAGAAUCUCCCUGAUUGGGGAAAGAUAGAGUUCAAGAAAUAUCCUGCCAAGCAAUGGGAUGAGAUCAUAAAAGGAGCCUCAUCCAAAGGACGUGACUUGGUCAGCAAAUUAGUCCGAUAUGAAAGUGCCGAGCGACUACCUGCUGAACAGGCGCUGAAACACCCGUACUUCUCAAGUGUCUGA